AUGUCCACAUCAGCCGGCCAAAUUGAUGUACAAAUUAUUAAUCGCUUUCCGCUACAUUGUGAGAAUAAUGACGUGAUGUCCACAGAUGAGAUUCCGUUCAAGCUUGGCCCAUUAGACGAAGUAAUCUUUCCGGUUCCUAUCGAAAAUAUCUUUGUCUAUGAAAAGCCGACAUUCAGCUCUGGAAAAGAUCUCAUCCCGAUUGACCGUCUGCGAAAUGCUCUCUCUUAUGCUCUUAAUGACUACCCACAUUUAACGGAACGGUUGCAUACCAACCCCGACAAUGGAGCGCCAGAGAUAGGCUGUCUGGGGACAGGACGUGAGCUUCUCGAAGCUCAGUGCAACCUCCGACUAGAUGACCUUUCCUACAAGAAUAACGCAUCACGUAGAGUCAUGGUGACGGACUUGCCAGAUUGUGGCGCCAGUCUCGUGCCACCUUUCAAUUCACCGAUAGACGAAUUCCACCGACCUCCGAUACUAGCCAUUCAGCAUACAAGGUUUGCUUGA
Messenger RNA from Talaromyces proteolyticus, 504 nucleotides. RefSeq lists its product as uncharacterized. NCBI's taxonomy places the organism in Eukaryota, Fungi, Ascomycota, Eurotiomycetes, Eurotiales, Trichocomaceae. Bases 1 to 504 code for a protein of 167 amino acids. The record is from RefSeq and is a predicted model, not a curated record. The transcript has a single exon.